Molecule: messenger RNA, 2904 nt
Organism: Colletotrichum karsti
Lineage: Eukaryota; Fungi; Ascomycota; Sordariomycetes; Glomerellales; Glomerellaceae
Exons: 7
Coding region: 1-2904 (967 amino acids)
Biological process (GO): regulation of transcription by RNA polymerase II
Molecular function (GO): DNA-binding transcription factor activity, RNA polymerase II-specific
Source: RefSeq, a predicted model, not a curated record
AUGCACUGCGACUUUGCCCCUCCUCUCUUGAACCAGCCGGCCCACUCUCCGACAGCAUCGUCGCCCCCGACGCCGACGCCGAAGAAACGGGGCCGUCCACGUAAGAACUGGGACGACCUGCAGAAGCUCCCGACGCCGACCGCUUCGGAGCCGGAUUCCGCCCAGACACCGAUCACCCCGGCUGCCGUACCCGUGCCCAUCGAACCCUCCUUUCCGUCGCUGCUGAACGGUGACGAUCUCGAGCUUCUACACCACUACAUGUGUCACACGGCUAUCACACUGGGAGAAGCGCGGGUAUGGAGGGAACAUGUCCCACGACUCGGCUUUCAACACCACUAUGUCCUCCACAUGGUACUGGCGAUCUCGGCGCAACAUCUCGCGAGGUUGCGACCUAACCAAGCCAGUCACUACGAGGCAUUGGCCGAGCGGCACUCGACCAGUGCUCUGCCGGAUGUCACCAACAUCAUUCCGAAGUUGAAUAGAGACAAUUGCCAGGCCCUAUACCACACCACCGUACUUGUGUGUUUAUCGACGUUUGCGAAGAAGCCCUCACCAGGGCAUCUGCUAGUCGUCGCGGAGGAGGGCGAAGUGCCUUGGUGGGCGCUUCUUCGUGGAGUCCGCUUUGUCGUCAAGACGAUGGGAAUCCAGACCAUAAUAGCUGGGUGGGCAGACGAUGGUGUCUCCUUCGAAGACACAUGGACCCAUUGCCCGCCCUUGCCCGAACCAGUUCACAAGAUGGUGUACUGGGAGAAGCGAUUCGAAGAGCUCGCCGACCUAGUCGCCACAUCCCCUGAGCCGGAUAGAGCCAUGUACACGACGCUACUCGCUGCCCUUGCGGAGUGCUUCAAGAUGACGUUUGGCACGACGGCCGAGCCCGAAACACAUGUCCAGGGGAAGUUCCAAUGCAUCAUGCGGUGGCUGUACAGCAUGGAUGACGAAUUCGUGGUUCGCUUGCAGCAGAGCCACGUCCUGCCCAUCAUCAUGCUCGCUCACUUCAACGUCCUGAUUCAGACGUUGGAGCAUUUCUGGUUCAUGCAGGGAUGGUCUGGACACCUGAUGGAUGGCUUAUUUCGAGUCUUAGAUCCUCAGUACUCUCACUGGCUGCAGUGGCCAGCAGACCAGAUUAAGCGGCCUGGGUCUAUGGACGGCGGAGUUCUAUCAUCUGACACUAAGAACCACCACGCCAAGCCGUCAUUCAAGACCCCCUCCGAAGCCAUGUCGUACAACCCGCAGUCGGCAGAAAAUGCAUCAGAUCGUAUCAUGCUCUUCUGGACACCUCAUGAUAACGAUAUCCCCGGUUUUGACCCUUUUAUCUACGAGAUCGUCAAGGACCCCAAGUUCAUCGGACCAAGCAACCGUCUCACCGAAGACUGGGUUCGGGAGCAGCAAGACGCCGUUCCCGCAACUAUUGUGAAGCUUGCUGAAGCAACUGAGUGGUCCGAGUCCAAGACCAAGCAGCAUUACGCUCAGCGAAUCGAUCAACUCAAGCACUUGACCAACAACCGAAGCCGUGAGUCCGCUGGUCACAGCCGUGGCAAGCAGGCUCUCGAAGUCAAGCGCCCAAAGCUCACUACCAACGUCCCCAUCGAGAUCAUCCAGCAGCAGAUGACACCAGAGUCGCCUGUUGGGCUCUCUGGCAUGAAGAACUUCCUCUUGACCGAGCUCAGGAGGGAGAUGAGUCUUCCGCUGCAUCGGCAUUCCAAUGCCAACGUUGACGAGAAGAGCGUCAACUUGGCUUGUCCUCUUUUCAUCAGAGACCCGGCAUCUUUUACCCACGUCAGAAACUCUUGCACUGAUGGAAACAUCAAGGGUGGGAUCGGAAAGCUCAUCGAACACAUCAAGAGGGUGCAUCUGAGAAGUGACAAGCAAUGUCACAACUGCGGCGCUAGAUACGGUUCUAAGCCUGCUGAGUCCAAGUCAUCGCACGCGCGAAGCUGCACCAAGAUCUGGUCGCCCUACGAGCCACCUUUGCUCACGGAAGACCAGCAUCGUGUCCUGGAGAACUUGUCGGUCAGGGCCACCGGUCAGUCCUUGGACUACAAGUACCGACACAAGCUUCUCAUGAAGCUCUUCCCGGGACAGGAAGAGUGGGCCAAGAGGGUCGAAAUCUAUCACGACUCUUACAUGCCUUGUCUACUGCCCGCCCAGCUCAUGUUUGAAGCCAUGGAGAGAGCGGUCGACAGCUGGGAACGAGGCUGCUGGGAAAGGGGCUACGCCACCUCACCACACACAUACGAUUCCGACGGCAGCGAUACCGACUCCGACAGGUCUCGAGAGUAUCGCCACGUCUCAGACUCCAGCGCCGGCGCAUCUCCCUCCACGGAUGCCUCGAGCGCGUAUCCCUCCGCCACCUCGGGCGGAUACAGCCGCACGCUCGGCAACGGCAGCGGCUAUGGUUCUGCGCAGUCAUACCAACUCGCGGACUACCAAGACGCCAACUGGGAAGGCAUGGACGAUAUGCCCAUGGCCACUCCCUCUGGGCAUCAAGUCCAAACGACCAACAUCACACGCAGCACCAAGACACGACACAAGACGACAGAUGCAGACUACUCCGUCAUGCAAAUGCAACAAGACUACCAAACAUACUCCCAGUCCGGCACGGUUGACGACUUUGAUGAGUUGGGCAGCGCCUCAUACGUGGACUUUGAGCCUGUAUUCGACGUGGUGUCAACCGUGCCUUCUGACUACCACUCUUACACUAUGGACGUUGAGCAAGCUUUGCCGAGCGACUGUUUACAUGCUCACUACUCGAAGGAUACUAUCAACCCCAAAGACAUGCAUAACACUUUGAUUGGCUUGGGAUCGGCGGCUGUGCCGAGGUAUUUGAUUGAAACGGAAGAGGAUUCGGGAAUCAUUCUUCAAGAUACGCAAGAAUAUUUGGGAGGUCGAAUCACGCAUAGGUGA